Messenger RNA from Mangifera indica (mango), 735 nucleotides. RefSeq lists its product as uncharacterized. The transcript is spliced from 2 exons. The record is from RefSeq and is a predicted model, not a curated record. Lineage: Eukaryota; Viridiplantae; Streptophyta; Magnoliopsida; Sapindales; Anacardiaceae. Bases 150 to 596 code for a protein of 148 amino acids.
AAGAAAAACACUAUCCUCUUUUAAUUUCCGGUCCUCUACAACCCAUAUACCACAGUUCCAACUUCGAUAAAACAAAAUGAUCAUUUUUAUUUUCAUAUCAAUCAAGAUCCCUAGUGAGAUAAGAGUCUCUUCAUCAUCAUAUCAUCUUCAUGGCACAUUCACUUACCACAACACCACCCACAACCAUAACAAGAACACCCAUCUCUUCCAAUCCCAAGAGGCCUGUUUUGCACAUUCCAUCUUUAGGGUUUCAAGGGAUUUGGGCUUGCCAUCAACGUUCUAAACAAGUUUUGGAUGAUCAUAAAUCCAUUUAUAGAAGGAAUGUGACAUUAGGCUUGGCUGGAGCAGUGUGGUUGAGUGUCGGUGGCAGGAAUGCAUCUGCUGCUGGGCGGAGGCCACCACCGCCUCCGAAGGAGGAGAAGAAAGACCCUAAUGUGAGUGGUGUUCAAGCAAAAGUACUAGCUAGCAAGAAGAGGAAGGAGGCCAUGAAACAAGCUGUUGCCAAACUAAGAGAGCAAGGAAAGGUUCUAAAUGAGCCUGUAAAAGAAAAUGGUAAUGAGCCUGUGAAGGAAAUUGUAAAUGAGCCUUCUGAAUAGUCUCUCUUUUAAACUUGGAAUUGAGUUGUCAUCUUAUAAACUUUUCAUUCAUUUCACACCAAAUUUUGUAAGUAUUUGAGAGUGAAUUUAAACUAAGCUCAAACUAAAUAAGCGUUAGCAAGUUUGAGUUCAAUUCAAA